Molecule: messenger RNA, 1383 nt
Organism: Triplophysa rosa
Lineage: Eukaryota; Metazoa; Chordata; Actinopteri; Cypriniformes; Nemacheilidae
Gene: mc1r
Product: melanocortin 1 receptor
Exons: 2
Coding region: 102-1088 (328 amino acids)
Biological process (GO): G protein-coupled receptor signaling pathway
Cellular component (GO): membrane
Molecular function (GO): melanocyte-stimulating hormone receptor activity
Source: RefSeq, a predicted model, not a curated record
UUGACAACGAAGCCAACAACAAAUGACACUGAAGUCUGAGGCUGUUCCCGCGAGGUGUGCUGAAGCUCAACCGGAAUGAAUGUGGAGGGACUCGUUGGAGCAUGAACGACUCGUCACUUCGCAAUCACUUCGGCAUCACGCACAUGGAUCACAGCGCGCAACAUUCAUACAAUAUCGACACGAACAUCACUUUCAGCAGCAACGUAACGCUCGGGGAGAGGAACUUCACGGGCAUCUCCCAAAUCAUGAUCCCCCAGGAACUGUUUCUCGUGCUCGGUUUGAUCAGUUUGGUGGAGAACAUUUUGGUGGUUGUGGCGAUCAUCAAGAACAGAAAUCUCCAUUCCCCCAUGUAUUAUUUCAUCUGCUGUCUGGCGGUGUCUGACAUGCUGGUGAGCGUAAGCAAUGUGGUGGAGACGCUCUUCAUGUUAUUGAUGGAGCAGGGGCUGCUGCUCAUCACGGCAAAGAUGUUACAACACCUGGACAACGUGAUCGACAUCAUGAUCUGCAGCUCGGUCGUCUCUUCGUUGUCGUUCCUGUGCACCAUCGCGGCGGACCGCUACAUCACCAUAUUUUACGCGCUUCGCUACCACAGCAUCAUGACCACGAGGCGCGCCGUGGCCAUCAUCGCGGUGGUUUGGCUUACGAGCAUCACCUCCAGCUCUUUAUUUAUCAUGUACCACACGAACAGUGCGGUCAUCGCCUGUUUCGUCUCGUUUUUUGGCGUGGCGCUGGUGUUCACGGCGGCCCUAUACCUGCACAUGUUCAUCCUGGCGCACGUUCACUCCAGGCGCAUCAGGGCUCUCCACAAGAGCCGCCGGCAGGCCACCAGCAUGAAGGGAGCUAUCACUCUGACCAUCCUGCUUGGGGUUUUUAUCAUCUGUUGGGGGCCAUUCUUCCUCCACCUCAUUCUCAUACUCAUCUGUCCCACAAACCCGUAUUGCCAGUGUUACUUCGGCCACUUUAACCUCUUUCUGAUCCUUUUCAUAUGCAACUCGCUCAUAGAUCCUCUCAUUUACGCGUACCGCAGCCAGGAGCUGCGCAAGACUCUCAAGGAAAUAGUCUUCUGUUCGUGGUGCUUUGUAAUGUGAGAUAUUUUUAUAGAGAUGCUUCUACAGGUGAAGCGGGAUCAUGGCAACCUGACAUUUUGGACAGAUGACACGUUUCUGGUGCAAACCAGUUGCUGAAAGUUGAUCAACACACAGAUGCAUAAACAGAAUAUGUAAUACCUCUAUACAAGGACGAAUGGUCUAAUGUAGCGAGGAAUGUUUCGUCCAUCAGCUCAUAUUUAUUGUUGUCAUAGCAGAAACAACCAUUGAUAAACUGUGCUGAAUGCCACUGAUCGAUUAAAUGCACUUGGGUAAAUUAAUUGCUUCAAAGUAAAUA